Molecule: messenger RNA, 462 nt
Organism: Gossypium raimondii (Peruvian cotton)
Lineage: Eukaryota; Viridiplantae; Streptophyta; Magnoliopsida; Malvales; Malvaceae
Exons: 1
Coding region: 1-462 (153 amino acids)
Source: RefSeq, a predicted model, not a curated record
AUGGUAGCUGAUGCACUAAGCCGUAAGGCUGUAUCUAAUUUGAGAGCAAUGUUUGCUCGUCUCAGUUUGUUUGAUGAUGAUAGCUUAUUGGCUGAGCUACAAGUUAGACUGACGUGGACUGAACAGAUUAAGGGUAAACAGUUGUUGGAUGAGUCACUGGUUCCUCGUUUCCGACAGGUUGAGAGUAGGGAAACUUCAGAUUCUGGGUUGAAUAGUGAAAGAGUACUGUUCUUCCGUGGGAGAGUGUGUGUACCGAGGGAUAACGAUUUGAGGCAGUCUAUACUACUAGAGGUGCAUAGUAGUCCUUUCGCUAUGCAUCCCGGCAUGAAUAAAAUGCACCAAGAUCUUCGUGAGUUAUGCUGGUGGACAAGACUGAAACGUGAAGUAACAGAUUUUGUGGGUAAGUGUUUAAUUUUUCAGCAAGUGAAGGCUGAACAUCAGUUAUCUCCAGGGUUACUAUAG